UUGCUGUCUUUUUGGUUCGACUGAGAAUCUAGGGCUUUUCUCUCUACGGAAAACUGCGGGCAAAGCGAAUUAAAGGUCCAUAUCGGCGAGGUGAAGCUCCGUCAGAAAAUUGUGGGAAGGCAGAGAGAAUAUAGAACUGAAGCUACCAUUUGAACGUCCCUCAGUUUCUUACUUUGUUGAAUCCUGACGAUUUUCCUUUACGUCGCCCGACAUCCAAAACGUCUUGCCGGUGCUUCAGACUUAUCUUCUUAUCGAGAACAUGUUGGAAAACGAGUCAAACCCAACAAUCAGCAAGUCAACUGGCCUGCCUAGGAAACGCUUCUACAGAGCACGAGCACAUAGCAACCCACUAAGUGACUCACACUUCCCUGUUCCAAUCUCCCCUGGUCAUGUUGACUAUUCCUUUCAUUACCCUCAAUUAGUCUCAUCUGAUCAAGCAGAUAGUAACAAGAAGAUCGAAUUUGCAGAUGUUGGUUGUGGUUUUGGGGGGUUACUUAUUAGUCUUUCAACCCUUUUUCCUGAAACCCUAAUGAUUGGUAUGGAGCUUAGGGACAAGGUGACAGAGUAUGUUAAGGAACGGAUUUCUGCACUAAGGGCAACCAAUCCAGGUCAAUACCAAAAUAUCUCAGUGGUUCGGACCAAUUCCAUGAAAUACAUACCGAAUUACUUUGGGAAAGGACAACUUUCAAAGAUGUUUUUCCUAUUCCCAGAUCCCCACUUCAAGGAGAAGAAUCAUCGCCGGCGGGUUAUUAGUCCACAUUUGCUAGAUGAGUAUGCCUAUGUUCUUGAGAUUGGUGGUAUUAUCUACACAAUUACAGAUGUGGAAGAACUAGGUGAAUGGAUGAAAGCCUGCUUGGCUAGUCACCCCAUGUUUGAAGCCCUUACAGAGGAGGAGCUUGGAGCAGAUCCUGUCAUAAAGCUUUUAAGUACAGCAACUGAAGAAGGACAAAAGGUUGCAAGGAAUGGGGGACAAACAUUUCAAGCAGUAUACAGGCGUAUUGCACCAUCUCAAUAGCAUGUUGCAAAAACUUGGGCCUAGUUCAACAAAUAGUUAACUCAUUUGGUUAGUCAGUUUUCCAGUGUUAAUUAUUGCCCUUCUUAUUAUUUUAGUAAAUUCUUGUCAUUAUUAUGUUGGAGGUGUAUUUUAUUUAUUUCAGCUUACAUCUUUACAAUUA
Messenger RNA from Manihot esculenta (cassava), 1175 nucleotides. RefSeq names its product tRNA (guanine-N(7)-)-methyltransferase. The transcript has 2 exons. Gene Ontology annotation, molecular function: tRNA (guanine(46)-N7)-methyltransferase activity. Gene Ontology annotation, biological process: RNA (guanine-N7)-methylation; tRNA methylation. Gene Ontology annotation, cellular component: tRNA methyltransferase complex. The record is from RefSeq and is a predicted model, not a curated record. Lineage: Eukaryota; Viridiplantae; Streptophyta; Magnoliopsida; Malpighiales; Euphorbiaceae. Bases 260 to 1015 code for a protein of 251 amino acids.